Ziziphus jujuba (common jujube) is the source of this 1105-nucleotide messenger RNA. RefSeq lists its product as uncharacterized. Bases 263 to 631 code for a protein of 122 amino acids. The transcript has a single exon. The record is from RefSeq and is a predicted model, not a curated record. NCBI's taxonomy places the organism in Eukaryota, Viridiplantae, Streptophyta, Magnoliopsida, Rosales, Rhamnaceae.
UUCUGAAUGGAGGCCAUGGAUAGCAGAGGCCCAGUGAUUGGAUAAUAAUGGCCCAUAUUUGUUCUCCGCAGAAGCGGCGGGAUUCCCAAGAGUGCUCUGCUUCUCCUCCUCCUCUGUUUCCCGAAGAAGAAGCAGCUUAUCCAUUUACUCCUUCUCCUUCUCCUUGAUCUUAUCUUCUUUUUCUUCUUCCAGUUGUAGCAAGCUCUGAAAUACACUUCAGAUUCAUUAGAGAGCCAAUUCGAACACUAAUAAGUUACACAGAAUGAGGACUACAGAUCAGCAAUCCAGGAUUCUGUACGACCUCACUUCCAUGAUUAUCGCCAUCCUCAAAUCCCCUCCUCUUCCCUGCCUUCCCAUUCCCACCCCUUACACUGGAGUUGGAGUGGAACCCUCAUCUCCAUCGUCCAGAAGAAACGUCGUCGUCUCGCAGACUUCUUCUCCCACCUCUUUCGCUUCUCUGUUUCUGGGGAUUUCUCUGGCUCUUAUGCUGUUUGGGUCCGUCACUUUUGUCAUUGGGUUUUUGCUGAUGCCUUUUGUGAUUGGGUUGGUUAUGGUUUUCUACGUCUUCGAGAUUGUUUCCAAUUUGUCCCAACUGGGUCGUUCCAUUCUCUUACCCCCCUGCGUCUCCUAGAGAUUUUCAUGGUCAGUUAAGUUUUACACUGAAUAAUUUAGACGGUUAAAAAUGGUUUCCUUUUUUGCUUUGUUUUGCACUGAUAUUGAGUUGAGACUGUGUAUUAUAUUUCCAAAGAAUAAGAUUUUGUUGUUAAUAUAAGGCUUUUUGGGUGGAAAACACCCAUAUCUUCAAUCACUCUCAUUCUUCAUGGAGCUAUUCCUUUUCCAUGUGUUAACCAUUUUGUAUUGACAAUCGCUGCUGCAUGGAACUUGUCUUGAAUCUCAUAUUCACAAAAGAUCAUAUGGAGGAUUAUAUGAAGCGUUAUCUUAGGUUAGCUUGGCUUAUCAAUUAACAGCUAUAUUAGGCAAUAAUAUACAUCUUGUUAUGUUAUUAUGUCUGUUUUUGAGGAAUGAAAACUACAUGAAAUGGGAGUUUGAUCUUCAUUAACAAUGGACUAUGAAUGCGGUUGGACUAUGAAUGCGGUUUUGUAAU